Lipotes vexillifer (Yangtze River dolphin) is the source of this 1323-nucleotide messenger RNA. RefSeq names its product leucine rich repeat containing 38 (gene LRRC38). Gene Ontology annotation, cellular component: voltage-gated potassium channel complex. NCBI's taxonomy places the organism in Eukaryota, Metazoa, Chordata, Mammalia, Artiodactyla, Lipotidae. The transcript has 3 exons. The coding region runs from base 1 to 1323 and encodes 440 amino acids. The record is from RefSeq and is a predicted model, not a curated record. Gene Ontology annotation, molecular function: transmembrane transporter binding; voltage-gated potassium channel activity; potassium channel activator activity.
AUGGCGCGGGGAGCGCGCUUUGGCACCAGGCGGGCGCGGGGGUGCGGGGCGCACGACCGUGACACGCCCUCUGAAAUCCACUGGGGCUGGGGGCGCUUAGUCACUGAACUUGGUCGUCGAGUGUUCCGCGCCAAGUCCGCGAGACAGGUCUUAUUGCCCGGUGUCGGAAAUAAGCUGCCCGGGCGGGGCCGCCGAGUCCCUCGGCCCUCCCUCCCCGGAGCUGCCCCCUCCGCCCGAGCCUCCCGGGCUUCCCUUGUCGGUCCGCGCUGCGCUCCAACGCCCCCGCGCGCCCUGGCGCAAGCCCUCCCUGCCCCGGCAGCCCUCCGGCUCCCAGCGCCUGGUCUCCGGGACCCCGCGCGCCGCCCCGCGCCAGGGCUCGGCCCCAGAGCCGCGUCUGCGUCGCCGCCGCUCGCGCGGGUCCCGGCUAUGCGGCCCCGCGCCGCGCCCCGCGCCCCCGCCGGCGCCGGCGCCGCGCUGGGGCUCUGCAGCCUCCUGCUUCUGCUCCCGCCAGGACCCGCGUGCCCCGCGGGCUGCGCCUGCACCGAUCCGCACACCGUGGACUGCCGCGACCGCGGGCUGCCCAGCGUGCCCGACCCCUUCCCCCUGGACGUGCGCAAGCUUCUGGUGGCCGGUAACCGCAUCCAGCACAUCCCCGAGGGCUUCUUCAUCUUCUACGGCGACCUGGUCUACCUGGACUUCAGGAACAACUCUCUGCGCUCUCUAGAGGAGGGCACGUUCAGCGGCUCGGCCAAGCUCGCCUUCCUCGACCUCAGCUACAACAACCUGACCCAGCUGGGCGCCGGCGCCUUCCGCUCGGCCGGGAGGCUGGUCAAGCUGAGCCUGGCCAACAACAAUCUGGCGGGCGUGCACGAGGCCGCCUUCGAAACCCUGGAGUCGCUGCAGGUGCUGGAGCUCAACGACAACAACCUGCGCAGCCUCAACGUGGCCGCCCUGGCUGCGCUGCCUGCGCUGCGCACCCUGCGCCUGGACGGGAACCCCUGGCUCUGCGACUGCGACUUCGCCCACCUCUUCUCCUGGAUCCAGGAGAACGUGUCCAAGCUGCCCAAAGGCCUUGACGAAAUCCAAUGCUCCCUGCCCAUGGAGAACAGGAGGAUAUUGCUGCAAGAGCUGUCGGAGGCCAGCUUCAGCGAGUGCAAGUUCAGCCUCUCGCUCACAGACCUGUUCAUCAUCAUCUUCUCUGGCGUGGCUGUGUCCAUCGCCGCCAUCAUCUCCAGCUUCUUUCUGGCCACCGUGGUGCAGUGCUUCCAGAGGUGCGCCCCCAACAAGGACACUGAGGACGAAGACGAGGAUGAGGACGACUGA